GUCCUCCAGCGAGGGCAUGGAAGGGCAAUCACCGCAAGAAAAUGAGCAAAAUAAAGCAAUUUCAAAUGAUUUAUUCUUCACAGACAUGAUGGCACGAAUUAUUGGUGAUAAGAAGGUUCCAAGCAACCGUGUUGUGAUACCGUCCACCGGCAUACCGCAGCAGCCGAAGACUCGAGAAGAGCUGAUCAUUCACGGUGCUAUGGAAAGCUGUACAUUUCGCACAGUGCUUAGCUGCGUGCUCGGUGGAGCUGUUGGGGCAGCAUUUGGUUUAUUCACUGCUGGUGUGGAUCCUAGUACAGCUGUCGCUCCUGGAAAGGAGACGCCCACAGCCCGUAUGGUUAUGAAAGAAAUGGGCACAAGAUCAUUCUCUUAUGCAAAGAACUUUGCUCUAGUUGGUGCUAUGUUUGCUGGUACUGAAUGUGUGAUAGAAUCGUAUCGAGGAAAGACAGAGUUGAUCAAUGGAACAGUCUCUGGGGGAAUCGUUGGUGGCGUCAUUGGAUUGAGAGCUGGUGUAAAGGCAGGCAUAUUGGGAGCAGCAGGGUUUGCCGUUUUCUCGACUAUCAUUGACUACUAUAUGCGGCACUGAAACAAAGCAUACAAAUGAACUUUAAAAGCUGAUGGUCAUGACAAACCUGUGCCAGCAAUUUUGCAGAACAUCCUGUAAUAUUGGAUUUUUCAGUCGUGUGAUGCUGUGAUGUUGUAGCCAAUCAACCUGAAGAAGGACAAUUUUUGGCGCCAGCGUCACAAUCUAAAGGGUAUGCAAUGUUGCUUGGAAGGUACCGAAUAGCAACUGCACCACUCCUGUGGCAGAGGUUGCUAGUGACUGAGCCAACAUGAUGUGCAACAACAAAUGCUUUAGGUCUGACCAGCAUGAUUUAGUGCUAAUGCUGUUUGUGUUGAAAGCAAUUUGUAUAUUUGUUUGUGAAUGUAAAUAGUAUCUGUAAACAUUGGUAGUGAUUUAUAUGCUCUAUGAAUAAAUUAAGGUUAUUAUGUCA
Messenger RNA from Lineus longissimus, 995 nucleotides. Its product is annotated as mitochondrial import inner membrane translocase subunit Tim22-like. Gene Ontology annotation, biological process: protein insertion into mitochondrial inner membrane. Lineage: Eukaryota; Metazoa; Nemertea; Pilidiophora; Heteronemertea; Lineidae. Bases 17 to 586 code for a protein of 189 amino acids. Gene Ontology annotation, molecular function: transmembrane protein transporter activity. Gene Ontology annotation, cellular component: TIM22 mitochondrial import inner membrane insertion complex. The transcript has 4 exons. The record is from RefSeq and is a predicted model, not a curated record.